Molecule: messenger RNA, 393 nt
Organism: Cooperia oncophora
Lineage: Eukaryota; Metazoa; Nematoda; Chromadorea; Rhabditida; Trichostrongylidae
Source: the annotation of a GenBank genome assembly
UUGAUCUCCUUGCAGGAUCUGGUAGCAAAAUCAGAUGAUGUGACGAGGAGUACUGUGCAGAAGAGCGUAUGCGUACUUUCUCGAGCUCCGCUUUUCGGAGCUUUGAAGGCAAAACUGGAGCUCAUAACUCGUGCGUAUUUCGCUGAACGAGAUUUUAGGAAGGUGGAAGUCCUCUCACAGAUGUACUCGAAUUUGUGCGACAUGUUCAACGGAGAAACAGUUGAUGGUCAAGCUACUUGUAUAGGUGAAAAGCGAUUAAGGAAAUUAAGCAUCGCAUUUAAUAAUAGGGAUGGCAUCAUGAAUUUCAGAUAUCUCAGUGCAGGACCUUUUCGUCCGGUUUCGUCAUCGAACACUCAUUUUGUUCAAGCUGUUACUACUCGAAAGAAAGGUUAG